GUGUUCAUGAGCAUCUGACAUAAUAUUAUAUAAAAGCUUGGUAGCAGUCACGUCUUUGACAUUUUCAUGUCUAUAUAGACCUUCUCAUUGCCUGCAAGUAGAGAUUUGGUGGGUUUUUAAUUCUUAGUUUCCAUCUGAUCCUGAUUUUAAUCAGAAUCACACUUGAAGAUUUCUUUUCCAAGUUUACACUUUGAUUCAUGGCGGAGGAGAAACCGAGGAAGAGCCUGACCAGCAGUGGCAGCAGAGGUUCUCUCAAGACCAAGAAUCCGUUUAGCCGUGUGAAAGACGAAGAUGACAACAAAAACAAGACAGGAUUGUCGAUGAGGAAGUCGUGGUCCACGGACUCACUUGGUCUGCUCAGCAACAGCAACCGGUUGGGGAUGAUGGUCUGUAUCUGUGCUCCUACAAAGCACGAAGGCUCGUUCCGUUGCAGGCUUCACCGUUCAUCAGCCACAAGCCAUGGUCCAGCUACUACGCAACUUCAUCUUCCAAAGCCCUUGCUUUCUUCUCGUCGUCUCGAUGACCAAUAAUGUCACAUAGUCUCUUUCGUUAUUCACAAAACCAAUAUUGUACGGUCCUGAUUGUAUUGAAGAUUGUUUUUUCUAUUCAUGUAAUCAUGUGUUCAUAUAAAACAUGUACUUAUGUGUAAUGCGUUUUUAAAUUACUUUUUU
Messenger RNA from Arabidopsis lyrata subsp. lyrata, 671 nucleotides. RefSeq lists its product as uncharacterized. The coding region runs from base 198 to 530 and encodes 110 amino acids. The record is from RefSeq and is a predicted model, not a curated record. The transcript is spliced from 2 exons. NCBI's taxonomy places the organism in Eukaryota, Viridiplantae, Streptophyta, Magnoliopsida, Brassicales, Brassicaceae.